Molecule: messenger RNA, 4650 nt
Organism: Lodderomyces elongisporus
Lineage: Eukaryota; Fungi; Ascomycota; Pichiomycetes; Serinales; Debaryomycetaceae
Gene: MYO2
Product: myosin 2
Exons: 1
Coding region: 1-4650 (1549 amino acids)
Biological process (GO): actin filament organization; vesicle transport along actin filament
Cellular component (GO): cytoplasm; myosin complex; actin cytoskeleton
Molecular function (GO): actin filament binding; ATP binding; microfilament motor activity
Source: RefSeq, a predicted model, not a curated record
AUGGUUGCGUUGUAUGACAAAGGAACCCUUUGUUGGUUACCAGAUGAAACUUUGGGGUGGAUCGGAGCAGUGGUGACCUCAAACAAAUUGGAAGGCAGUAAACACAUUAUAGAAUUACAACCUGAAGUAGGGUCACUGCAGGAUAAAAACAAUGACGAUGGCAAGAGUAACGUCAUCACAAUAGAAACAGACAAUCUCUCUGAAGAUAAUGAGAAGUUGCCACCAUUGAGAAACCCGCCCAUUUUGGAGGCAGCAGAGGACUUGACAAGUUUAUCAUACUUGAACGAACCAGCAGUGUUGCAAGCCAUCAAGUUGAGGUACUCACAACUACAAAUUUAUACAUACUCUGGUAUUGUUUUGAUUGCAACAAACCCAUUCCAAAGAGUAGAACAAUUGUACUCACAAGAUAUCGUACAAUUAUACGCUGGAAAGAGAAGAGGCGAACUAGACCCACACCUUUUUGCCAUUGCCGAAGACGCUUACAGAUGUAUGAAGGAGGAUAACCGAAAUCAGACUAUUGUUGUGAGUGGUGAAUCUGGUGCAGGAAAAACAGUCUCCGCCAAGUAUAUAAUGAGAUACUUUGCCACAGUCGAAGAAGACGUAAAGCAAGCCGUGGGCAGUGAACACAAGGCACACAUGUCACAAGUUGAAGAGCAAAUCUUGGCGACAAAUCCAAUCAUGGAGGCGUUUGGUAAUGCCAAAACCACAAGAAAUGACAAUUCGUCACGUUUCGGUAAAUACUUGGAGAUCUUAUUUGAUGAAAAGACAUCGAUUAUUGGUGCUCGUAUUAGAACAUACUUGUUGGAGCGUUCAAGAUUGGUUUUCCAACCUGCAACUGAAAGAAACUACCACAUUUUUUACCAGAUGUUGGCAGGUAUGGAUGAAGAACAAAAACUUGAAUUGGGGUUAAAGUCCGCAGAAGAUUACAACUACACUAAUCAAGGUGGUCUCGCCAAGAUUGAAGGAGUUGAUGAUGCAGAAGAAUUUCAAACUACAAAGGAUGCAUUGUCCUUGAUUGGUGUUGAUGACACUCAACAGCGCCAGAUUUACAAGAUUUUAGCUGCUCUUUUACAUAUUGGUAAUAUUAACAUUGCAGCCACCAAAAACGACGCCAUCCUCUCCAGCGACGAACCUAGUUUAGUCAAGGCGUGCGAGUUAUUGGAAAUUGAUCCCGUCAAUUUUGCCAAAUGGUGUGUAAAGAAACAAAUCACAACGAGAUCAGAAAAGAUUAUUAGUAAUCUCAAUCACAGUCAGGCUCUUGUGGCGAGAGAUUCGUUUGCCAAAUACAUCUAUGCCGCGCUAUUUGACUGGUUGGUGGACUACGUUAACUCUGACUUGUGCCCACCAGAAGUUGCUUCCAAAGUAAAGCUGUUUAUUGGUGUGUUGGAUAUCUAUGGUUUUGAGCAUUUCGAAAAGAACUCUUUUGAACAGUUUUGUAUUAAUUAUGCCAAUGAAAAAUUGCAACAAGAGUUUAAUCAACACGUGUUUAAAUUGGAACAAGAUGAGUAUAUCAAGGAAGAAAUUGAAUGGUCGUUUAUUGAGUUCGCCGAUAACCAACCAUGUAUUGAUCUUAUUGAGAACAAGAUGGGUAUCUUGGCUUUAUUAGACGAAGAAUCAAGGUUGCCAGCAGGAAAGGACGAAUCAUUUGUUGAAAAAAUGUAUCAACAUUUGGACAAACCUCCUAGCAACAAGGUGUUUAAGAAGCCGAGAUUUGGCAACACUAAAUUCAUUGUUAGCCAUUAUGCUUUGGAUGUUACUUAUGAUAUGGACGGUUUCAUCGAUAAGAAUAGAGACACGGUUGGAGAGGGUCAUUUGGAAGUCAUGAAGAACUCCAAGAAUGAAUUACUUCAAGAUAUCCUUUCCAUCAUUGAUAAAAAUGCUGCAGCAUUAGAGGCCAACAAGGCAGCAACGUCGUCAGGCCCUCCAAGGGGUAAAAUUGCCAACAAGAAGCCCACCUUGGGUUCAAUGUUUAAAAACUCCUUGAUUGAGUUGAUGAAAACAAUUGACUCUACAAAUGCGCAUUAUAUUAGAUGUAUUAAACCCAAUGAAGCUAAAAAGGCCUGGGAAUUUGACGCAUUAAUGGUGUUGUCGCAAUUGAGGGCAUGUGGUGUUUUGGAGACGAUUCGAAUCUCAUGUGCAGGUUUUCCUUCUAGAUGGACAUACGCCGAGUUUGCUGACCGUUACCAUUCUUUGGUUCCAUGGGAGUACUGGAAGGAUGUUUUAAGUGGCAAAGACGUAUCACCCGAAGCAGUUAACAAGCUAUGCAAUCAAAUUUUAGCGUCAAACUUGGAAGAUAAGGAGAAAUACCAAUUGGGUAACACCAAGAUCUUUUUCAAAGCAGGUAUGUUGGCUCAAUUUGAAAAGUUGAGGGCUGACAAGUUGCACAGAUCUGCCGUCAUGAUCCAAAAGAAUAUGAGAAGACGUUUCUUUAGACAAAAAUACCUUGAUAUUCGCAAGUCUCAUAUUGCAGCUCAAAGUUUAAUUCGUGGUUACGUAAAGCGAAGACAAAUGCAAGAAGAAAAAGAGACACGUGCUGCGACAUUAUUGCAAACUUCCAUUAGAGGGCAUUUGGCUAGACAGCAGUAUAAACGCACUCUUUCUGCGGUUGUUGCUUUGCAAAAGGCUAUAAGAGGUUUGGAAGCAAGAAAAUCAUACAAACAAUUGCGUUUGGAGAAAUCGGCAAUAACUAUUCAGAAAUCAUGGAAAGGUUUCCAAGAAAGACAAAACUACAACAAGACUUUGAAAUCCGUUGUUAUUAUGCAAUCGGCAUUCAGGAGGCAAUUUGCAUAUCGUGAAUUAAAACAAUUGAAAGUUGAGGCCAAGUCUGUUAAUAAGUUGAAAGAGGUGUCUUAUAAAUUGGAAAACAAGGUUAUUGAUCUUACACAGUCUUUAACUGCCAAGAUCCAGGACAACAAGAAAUUGAUGGAAGAGAUUCAAAACUUGAAAGAGUUGCUUUCGCAACAAGGUCAUGCUCAUGAGACAUUGAAAACCAAGGAAUUGGAGUAUAAUAAUAAAUUUGACGCUUCGCAGCUCGAGCAUAAAGAGGAGGUUGAGGCAUUAAACCGCGAACUCGAGUCUAUUAAGUCCGAUUAUGCAUCAGCGCAAGCAAAGAUUGAGCAAUUAUCCAAAGAACAGCAGGAAUUGAGACUGGAAGUGCAAAGAACAUUGGAAGAGUUGAACCAAGCUAAAGGAGAUCUUGUUAAGCGUGAUACUAUUGAAAUAGACUUGAAGACUCACAUUGAGCAAUUGAAAUCUGAAUUGGCUCAAUUGAAUAAUCCUAAGCUCCGAAACUCAAGUAAACGCCACAGCAGUCAAGGGAUUGCCAGAAGUGCUUCCAACUCCAUUGAUAAUCCGAGACCUGUUUCUGUCAUUGCUGUUUCUAACGAUGACAAUUCCAACAUUGAUGAUAUUAACGAUGAGCUUUUCAAAUUAUUAAGAGAUUCACGCCAGUUGCACCGUGAAAUUGUCGAAGGAUUGCUCAAAGGUCUCAAGAUACCUCAAGCUGGUGUUGCUGCAGACUUGACGAGAAAAGAAGUUUUAUUCCCUUCGAGAAUUAUAAUCAUUAUCUUAUCCGAUAUGUGGAGACUUGGUUUAACAAAAGAGAGCGAGGAUUUCCUUGGCGAAGUUUUGUCAACAAUCCAGGGUCUCGUUACCGUGUUGAAGGAUGAUGACGUUAUCCCACACGGUGCAUUUUGGUUGUCCAACACUCAUGAACUUUACUCCUUUGUUUCAUACGCUGAGCGAACAAUCAUUGCCAAUGAUACACUUUCCAAUGAAAUGAGUGAAGAUGAAUUCAAUGAGUAUUUGAAAUUGGUUGCCGUUGUUAAGGAAGACUUUGAAUCUCUUUCCUACAAUAUUUACAACAUGUGGAUGAAGAAGAUGGAAAAGGAUUUGGAGAAAAAAGCAGUGUCAGCAGUGGUGAUGUCGCAGUCCUUACCUGGCUUUAUGGCGCUGGAAAGUUCACCCUUUUUCAGUAAAGUUUUCUCGACUAAUGUCACAUAUAAGAUGGAUGAUAUCUUGUCUACAUUCAACUCGCUAUACUGGUCGAUGAAGAGUUACUACAUUGAGAAUGAGGUGAUUGUUAGUGUUAUUACUGAGUUAUUGAAAUUUAUUGAUGCAUUGUGUUUUAAUGACUUGAUAAUGAGGAGGAACUUUUUGUCAUGGAAGAGGGGUUUGCAAUUGAAUUACAAUGUGACUCGACUUGAAGAAUGGUGUAAAUCCCAUGACAUUGAAGAUGGGUCUGCAUGUUUGAUUCAUUUGCUACAAACAGCCAAGCUUUUGCAAUUGCGUAAAAACACUCAGGAGGAUAUUGACAUUAUUUACGAGAUUUGCUAUGCCUUGAAUCCCGCCCAGAUACACAAAACUAUUGGUGCUUAUAGCUCGGCGGAGUAUGAAACCCCAAUUGCGCCUUCAGUAAUGACAAUCGUUGCCGAAAAGACCAAAGAGAGCACAAACGAUGAUUUGUUCCUUCAAAUGUCUGCCGACGGACAUUUUGAGGAUCCAUUCAGAAGCAUAGAAUUAAGGCCGUUCUCCAGAGUUGAAGCCUACGUGCCAGCAUGGUUGAGUUUGCCUGUGAUUCGCAGAAUAGUUGAAUUGGUGGCAAAGAACGCCUCAGUACAGGAGACACAUCCUGAGUCUAAUGGUGUAUAA